Corapipo altera (White-ruffed manakin) is the source of this 1230-nucleotide messenger RNA. It is a transcript of the gene SMCO4, whose product is annotated as single-pass membrane protein with coiled-coil domains 4. Lineage: Eukaryota; Metazoa; Chordata; Aves; Passeriformes; Pipridae. The record is from RefSeq and is a predicted model, not a curated record. Bases 272 to 451 code for a protein of 59 amino acids. The transcript has 2 exons.
GGGCGGGGAGCGCCAGCCCGCGCCUCCAGCCCCACGUGUGGCGGCGGAGCGGGGAAGUUGCCGGCGGCCGGCGCUGCGGAGUCUGCCCCUCUCCCGCCGCUGCCCGUCCCUCCCCGUCCCUCGGGCGAGCGCAACUCCAAUUUCUUGCACAGCCAACCACUUGAAGGAGAAGGAAUUCUUCAACCCCUUGUUUCAAAAGACCUUGGACUAUUUUCUGCUGUUCCACUCCCUUUGCUCCCACAUUUGGCAAGCAGAAGAUCCAAAGAGGAGGAUGAGGCAGCUAAGAGGAAAACCCAAAAAAGAGACCUCCAAAGAUAAAAAGGAGAGAAAACAGGCAAUGCAAGAGGCUCGGCAACAAAUCACCACCGUCGUGCUUCCCACACUGGCUGUUGUAGUACUGCUGAUUGUUGUGUUUGUUUAUGUAGCGACUCGUCCAAAUACAACUGAAUGAUGCAGCUUCUCAGACUCUCUAGCUUUGGGGUAUUAAUAAUUUUACCAAGAGCCAAAAGGAACUCUCUGCCACUCUUUCAGUACUUUACAAAGGAACUUGCUGGUAUUUUCAGUCUUUCUCUUGGUUAGGGUCCUGCGGAUUCUCUUUUGGAAUGUAACAUAAAACGUAUUAGUGAAUAUGCCAGUACGUUUUAUGGCCCAGUUCAUGUGCCUUUCAGACUUUUAAAAUGAUGUUUUUCUUAAAUCUGUUUGAAGCUCUAUAUUGUAAAAGGAAAUUGUGUUCUGCUAUAAAUUUGUAAAAAAUCAGCUUUCAGCUUUUAUUGUUGUUAUGGAUAAUGUUGCUCCCAUGAGCUCUUGUGUGUCUACUUCAGAACUUCCAAAGAAGUACAUUUCUUCUUUGUACUUAAUGUCAUAUGAAGUGCUUAGAUUCAGAAAGGAUAUAUUUAUUUUUUGAAUAAAAGAGAGAAGUCUUACUUGGAAUCUUCAAAUUAUUUUGCAAAAAAUGUGACUUACUGUGAAAGCCUACGUAUUGUAAUAAUUUUUUCAUUAACCACUAUAUAGUUCACUCAAAAAGAAUAUCUUUUUGGUGUGAGAUCCCAACAUGCAAAGUGAAUACUUCAGGAUCUGCUGGAAGGAAUCUUACAGAAUUUAGAAAGGGAGAUUCUGCCAGGUUAUUGUGAAGUAACUAAUAACAAUCUGCAUAAAUACAGAUAGUUGUUUAUCUGAGUGUUCAAUAUUUAAAUCUGUAUAAGUGGCAAUAAAAAGGCAACUUUGAAUACA